This is a messenger RNA of Fusarium oxysporum Fo47, 756 nucleotides long. Its product is annotated as ankyrin repeat-containing domain protein. NCBI's taxonomy places the organism in Eukaryota, Fungi, Ascomycota, Sordariomycetes, Hypocreales, Nectriaceae. The coding region runs from base 1 to 756 and encodes 251 amino acids. The transcript has 2 exons. The record is from RefSeq and is a predicted model, not a curated record. Gene Ontology annotation, cellular component: nucleus; cytoplasm. Gene Ontology annotation, molecular function: protein binding.
AUGGAAAAGCUUGAAGGCUGCAUCCUCUUCGCAUCGCCUAAGCAGCAGGAAACGCAGCGUCUCCGCGAACGGAACAGAACUGCCAAGAGGGCAUCGAGAGCCCGCCAACGGCAACGUGAGCAGCACAACGACACUACUGCGGACGUCGCAACUGCAGAGGCAACUGCGCAGGACGUGGACGUGGCGCCGCCAUUGCAGCCGCCACUACAUCCUGAUUCUGGUUCUGGUUCUGGCUCUGACUCCGUCUGUGUACGGGCCGAAGCGUCGGAAGACUUAGGCGUCUGGGCACUAGACGGCCCCCUAGACGACCCUGCCGCCCUGCCCUGGCCCUCCUCUCUCGAUGUGGACUGGCCUGGUUUUAGUGGUUCACUAGUGGACACGCUUAGCCCUCGUCAGCUCUCAGUCUCAGUUCCGGAGAUAUGCAACCCAGAGCCGCGAGCACCGCCUGUGUCUUCGAGUUCACUCACCUCUAACUCCAAUGACUUCAACAGUAAACCAUUGAGGUUACUCCACAUCGCCGCUCGCAAUGGAACGACCGGUAUUCUCCUCUCGCUGAUCAAGGCCGGCGCAGAGGUGAACUCGCGCGACUGCUCCGGCACAACUCCCCUCCAUAUCGCUGUACGCUUUCGACGUGCAAGUGCUCUCGAGCUGCUGGUAAGUCACGGGGCGAAUAUGAAUGCCCGGGACUCGGCCAACAUGACGGCUCUUGAAGUAGCAGUGAGGGCUCAAGACGGGGCUGGCAGUAUAACUGGAUGA